UAACAGACAUACGCACGGGCGCGCGGCCGGCAGCACGGCAAGUCGGCGACUCGUGCGCCCGCCGGACACCGGCCCGCCGCUACGUCUACGCCAGCGUGCCGACGCAGGCUUCCACUUUUCUCCCCUCCCCCCGCCCGCUCCUCCUCCUCCCAUGAGCGGGCGCCGCACCGCCCCCCGGCGGCCAGACGAGAUGACGGACUCCACCGACUCGCCGUCGGAGCGCGCGGGCGCCGGCUUGGGCCAACACGCCGGCGGCACGGAUGGCGACGGAGCAGGCGCGCUGUGCCAGUACCAGCACGGCGGCCCCGCCAGGGCGCCGCGGCUGGGGCUCGAGAUCCGGGAGCCCUUCCUGCGUCUGAUCACGUCCAUGCGAGCCGCGCUCGACCCCGCCGCCGACGACAGAGGCGCCGGCCCAGAGGGGGAGGAGCCGCCAGCGGUGAAGAAUCAGGGCCGGAGACGGCUGACGCGGGUGGGACUGCGAGCGCUCCAAAUCGGCGACAGCAAGAUCGAUCGAACGGACGAGUUCGACAUAGCGGCCAAGUUCCAGUACAAGAAGCCCAAGAAGAUGGUGCUCCAGCUGCACCGGGCCGACGCCUUGGUCAAGAUCGACAUCCUCUGGUCCAACAUCCUGGCCAUGUCGGCGCGCUUCGACGACGCGAGAUUCGACAAGCUGAGGAUCCAGGUUAAAUGCGCGUCCGAGCGGUACAGUGCUCCUCAACCUGCGGCAGCAAGCAGAAUGCAUCUCCGAUGGCAGCGCUGCGACGAUGUUAUACCAAGGACCUUUUUUCUCUGGUUUGACAAGGGGACGCUGGAGAGGGGCUACGGCAAAAUGAUGUACGCCGACCCUUCGCUGCUUCGACUGCCGUCGCCCCCUCCGGGACAAGGAGAGGAGGGGGAGGAAGAAGCCCCGUCCCCGCCAUUCCUCAUAGGCGCGACGCCGAGCACGAUGAUGAUGAUAGGCUCAGCAAACACAGGGGCCGAUUCCCCGAUGUAUCAUGAGUACUGGGGCACCCAGUUGCAGGACUCAGCACAUAUUCGUUCCUUGUACAGAUAG
This is a messenger RNA of Triticum dicoccoides, 1054 nucleotides long. RefSeq lists its product as uncharacterized. Bases 152 to 1054 code for a protein of 300 amino acids. Lineage: Eukaryota; Viridiplantae; Streptophyta; Magnoliopsida; Poales; Poaceae. The transcript has 5 exons. The record is from RefSeq and is a predicted model, not a curated record.